AUGUCGUUAGAGAAUAGCUUUUCUAAGCUUUGCGUUUCUGCUCAGGCCGACUCGCUAGCUGUCAAAUCCUUAGUCUUCAAACCGAAGACUCCUAAGUCGGCUGUCCCCGUACCCAUUGUUGUUGUGGCCUUGCAAACAACCUCUACCGCAUCUGCGCUAAUUGCAGGUGAAACUGGUACCAAAGAUCCCCGCUUGGCUCGUGAUGAUCUUUUUGCCUCUCAUUUCAAGUGCGGGUCAGCUAAAGACUUCAAUUUGGGCCAUCUUCUACAAGCGGCCUCUGAAUUCAAGCUCCUUCUUGAUACUGCAAUUGAACAUUGUCAAGACGGCCAAAUUUUAAAACUUAAUGACGAACUCUCCAUUAGCAAAUCCGAUUUGUCGCACUAUCUGCAGCAGUUCCAACCUGUAACCGUAGAUUUUUCACAAGAGGCCAAGAAGCCGAUCACCAAGGCUUCCGCCAGCUCCGCCGGCUCCACCACUCCUUAUAUUCAGACUAAAUCCGCUGCUUUAGAAGAUGCAAAGCUUAUCGGUAUUACGGUCGACAAGAAGUUAGACUUCUCCGGUUGGUAUCAACAAGUCUUAACUAAAGGUGAGAUGUUAGACUACUACGAUGUAUCUGGCUGCUACAUCUUGAGACCACCUUCAUACGCUAUCUGGGAGAAAAUUCAGAGAUGGUUCGACGACAAAAUCAAGGCUAUUGGUGUUGAAAAUGCUUAUUUCCCAAUGUUUGUUUCAUCUCGAGUAUUGGAAAAGGAGAAGGACCACAUUGAGGGGUUUGCCCCUGAAGUUGCUUGGGUUACUAGGGCGGGCUCAUCAGAAUUAGAAGAGCCAAUUGCAAUCAGACCCACCUCGGAAACUGUCAUGUACCCGUACUACGCUAAAUGGAUUCAAUCAUACAGAGACUUGCCUAUCAAGCUAAAUCAGUGGAAUUCGGUGGUGAGAUGGGAAUUCAAACAUCCUCAGCCUUUCCUAAGAACCAGGGAAUUUUUGUGGCAAGAAGGGCACACAGCCCAUUUGACCAAAGAAGACGCCGAGGAGGAAGUUUUGCAAAUAUUGGACUUUUACGCUGGUGUUUACGAAGAACUGUUAGCCGUUCCGGUCAUCAAAGGUAAGAAAACGGAAAAGGAGAAGUUUGCGGGUGGAGAUUUCACCACAACAUGUGAAGGUUACAUUCCUCAGACCGGCCGUGGUAUUCAAGGUGCCACCUCGCACCACUUGGGUCAAAACUUUUCUAAGAUGUUCAACAUAAGCGUUGAAAAUCCGCUAGGUCCUGAGCAUCCAAAGGUUUACGCCUACCAAAACUCUUGGGGGUUAAGCACUCGUGUCAUUGGUGUUAUGGUCAUGAUUCACUCCGACAACAAGGGUCUGGUAUUGCCUCCUAGAGUAGCUCAAAACCAAUGCGUGGUUCUUCCUGUUGGAAUAAACGCUAAGACUUCUGAUGAGCAAAGAGCUAUCAUUCAUCAAAAGUCCAAGGAAGUCGAGCAACGCUUGCGGGCAGCCCGCAUCAGAGCAUUUGGGGACUACAAUGACAAUUACACUCCUGGCUGGAAAUUUGCGCAAUAUGAGUUAAAGGGUAUUCCUCUCCGGUUGGAAUUUGGGCCCAAGGAUAUGGCUAACGAGCAAAUCACCGCCGUUCGCAGAAACGAUAACCGUAAGUACACUGUGAAACUGAGCGAUUUGGAGACACGUAUUCCCGAGAUUUUAGAGGACAUGCAAAAGGACAUGUUCUUGAAAGCGAAGGAACUUUUUGAUUCUCACAGAGUAAUUAUUGAGGAGUGGAAAGAUUUUGUUCCUGCUUUGAACAGAAAAUGUGUCAUUUUGGCCCCUUGGUGCGGUGUCACUGAGUGUGAAGAGGAUAUAAAGGACUCUUCUGCUAAGAAGGAUGAUGGAGAGGAGUUUGAAGCUGACGACAAAGCGCCAAGCAUGGGCGCUAAAACCUUGUGUACACCAUUCCAACAACCUCAAUUGAAGAAGGAUCAAUUGUGUAUCAAGUGCCAAAGAAAGGCUAUCCAAUUCACUAUGUUUGGGCGCUCGUAUUAA
This is a messenger RNA of Lachancea dasiensis, 2037 nucleotides long. The record is from the annotation of a GenBank genome assembly. NCBI's taxonomy places the organism in Eukaryota, Fungi, Ascomycota, Saccharomycetes, Saccharomycetales, Saccharomycetaceae.